AUGAGGCGGAAAGAGAAGCGGCUUCUGCAGGCGGUGGCGCUGGUGCUGGCGGCCCUGGUCCUUUUACCCAACGUGGGGCUCUGGGCGCUGUACCGCGAACGACAGCCCGACGGCACCCCUGGGGGAUCUGGGGCGGCGGUGCCCCCUGCGGCCGGACAGGGAUCACACAGUCAGCAAAAGAAAGUAUUUUUCUUGGGAGAUGGACAAAAGCUGAAGGACUGGCACGACAAAGAAGCCAUCAGGAGGGAUGCGCAACGUGUAGGAAAUGGAGAACAGGGCAGACCUUACCCCAUGACUGAUGCUGAGAGAGUGGAUCAGGCAUACCGAGAAAAUGGAUUUAACAUCUACGUCAGUGAUAAAAUUGCCCUGAAUCGCUCUCUCCCUGAUAUUCGGCACCCAAACUGCAACAACAAACGCUACCUGGAGACACUCCCCAACACCAGCAUCAUCAUCCCCUUCCACAAUGAGGGCUGGUCCUCCCUCCUCCGCACCGUCCACAGCGUGCUGAACCGCUCACCCCCGCAGCUGAUCGCCGAGAUCGUGCUGGUCGAUGACUUCAGUGAUCGAGAGCACCUGAAGAAGCCACUUGAAGACUACAUGGCCCAUUUCCCCAGUGUGAGGAUUCUCCGAACCAAAAAACGGGAAGGGCUGAUAAGGACUCGAAUGCUGGGGGCCUCAGCAGCCUCUGGAGAUGUUAUCACAUUCUUGGACUCACACUGUGAAGCCAAUGUCAACUGGCUCCCUCCCUUGCUCGACCGCAUUGCUCGGAACCGCAAGACCAUCGUGUGCCCAAUGAUUGAUGUGAUUGACCAUGACGACUUUCGAUAUGAGACCCAAGCGGGGGAUGCCAUGCGGGGUGCCUUUGACUGGGAGAUGUACUAUAAGCGGAUCCCAAUCCCUCCGGAACUGCAGAAAGCUGACCCCAGCGACCCAUUUGAGUCUCCCGUGAUGGCCGGUGGACUGUUCGCUGUGGAUCGGAAGUGGUUCUGGGAGCUGGGCGGAUACGACCCAGGCCUGGAGAUCUGGGGAGGAGAACAGUAUGAAAUCUCAUUCAAGGUCUGGAUGUGUGGGGGCCGCAUGGAGGACAUCCCCUGCUCCAGGGUAGGCCAUAUCUACAGGAAGUAUGUACCCUACAAGGUCCCGGCUGGAGUCAGCCUGGCCCGGAACCUGAAGCGGGUGGCGGAAGUGUGGAUGGACGAGUUCGCUGAGCACAUCUACCAGCGCCGGCCAGAGUACCGCCACCUCUCCGCUGGGGACGUAGCCGCCCAGAAAAAGCUCCGCAGCUCCCUGAACUGCAAGAGUUUCAAGUGGUUUAUGACCAAGAUCGCCUGGGACCUGCCCAAAUUCUACCCGCCCGUGGAGCCCCCAGCGGCCGCUUGGGGAGAGAUUCGUAAUGUGGGCACAGGACUGUGUACAGACACAAAGCACGGGGCUGUGGGCUCCCUGCUGAGGCUGGAGAGCUGUGUCCGAGGCCGCGGAGAGGCCGCCUGGAACAACAUGCAGGUGUUCACCUUCACCUGGAGAGAGGACAUCCGGCCUGGCGACCCCCAGCACACCAAGAAGUUCUGCUUUGAUGCCAUCUCCCACACCAGCCCAGUCACCCUCUAUGACUGCCACAGCAUGAAGGGCAACCAGCUGUGGAAGUACCGCAAAGACAGGACCCUGUACCAUCCGGUCAGCAGCAGCUGCAUGGACUGCAGUGAAAGCGACCACAGGAUCUUCAUGAACGCCUGCGAUCCCUCCUCUCCCACCCAGCAGUGGCUGUUCGAACACACCAACUCGACGGUCUUGGAAAUAUUCAAUAGGAACUGAGCCCACACAUCCCCUCAGCAGGCAUGGCAGGGUCUUCCCUGGCACUUACUACAGACUUCCUCUCCCGAGAGAGGCAGGGCUUCCGCGGCCACCAUGGUGUAAAGGUGCUGGCCAACCUGUUCGGGGCGAAGAGGGCUCUCGACGCUGGACCGAGGUGCCUGCCUGGUCCUUGAGGCCUGAGUUAUGGAGGCAGCGUGGAAGCUGACCCCCCACGAGAAUGCAGAGACUGCUUUAACCCUUGAUGGCAUCAUGGAAAUCCAGGAGGGCCUUUUCAACUUUGUCACCAUGUUCCCUUGAGCAUAUGCAGGAGAAAUACCAGGGCAGCCACAGGCCACCCAAAAAUGAGUCCUACAAAGUCACCUGGCCUUCAGAUGGCUCACACGUGAUGGUCUUUAGAAAGAGGCAAAUUUUGCCUGUUUGGGCCACUUUUAGCACUUUGGCCACCCAACUGCAGUAGAGGAAAAGGAAAGAAGUCUUUCUUGGGGUCACUGGUUUUAGUCUUUUAGUGUUUGCCUGUCGUGGGGGUAACUGUAGUUACUGUCCAGCUUCUGUUCUCUGUCACAGCCCCAGGUGACGCAGCUGAUGGCCAUACUUGGGGCCCUCAGAGUUUUUAGUACUGAACACUGGCCAGCAGCCAGGCCUAGGGUCAGAAGCUGGACCCUCAGAUGUUCCUUUGUUGCUGUGGUCAUACGGAAUGUCUCCCCGUGCUCUCUGGGUACUUGAAAUGCCCAUUUUAGGGCCCUCCAGGCACGAGGAUAGCCCAGCCAGCAGCUUUUCAGGAUCGUGUUUCAGAUGGCCUUGGGCCCUUGGAAAAGGCUUAGUAGGAAAUCUCCAUACUAGAAAUUCUGGCUGAAUUUCCAUCAGUGCUUCCAUUGCUUUGAGCUCUCUCUCUCUCUCGCUUGCUAGCUCGCUCUCUUGUGCGCGUGCGCGUGCUCUCUCUCUCUCUCUUGCUCUCUCUCUUUCUCUCUCUCGCUCGCUCGCUCUCUCUCUCUCUCUCUCGCUCUCUCUCUCUCUCUCUCUUCUCUCGCUCUCUCUCUCGCUCUCGCUCUCUCGCUUGCUCUCUCUCUCUUCUGGCAAUUACCUGCCUCAAGAGUGGUAUGAAGUGUUCACCUCACAAAGUCUGGAGGCCUCCAGGGUGGACCAUGGCCAAGAUGUCUAGCCUCUGACCUCAUCACGAUUCUAGUUCUCAUAGAGAACGCUAGAAUAGAGAACUCUAUAAUUUGAUCACAAACUAGAAUGCCACAUAGGAUUCUGGUAUUCUAGCAUCCAAUAUGGAUUUCUAGAAUAUUGUGAAUAAAGGAGCCAACCAGAUACAAUACAGUCAAGGCAGCCCCCAGCCUAGAGACAGUCUGUGAAAUCCCAGGCUGGCGGUGUUGGGGGAGGUAGGAGACUGGGUCCAUCAGCUCCUCCCAGAGGCCUUCAUAUGACAUGGUCCUCAACACAGACCUGAAGCCCUGCAACCUCCCGUCAUCAUCACAGCUGCAGCGAAGAAAACCUAAUGUCCCAGGAACAGAUGCAUACCCAGCUCCAUGCCAGUUCUGCCUGUUUACUUUUUGUUUUGUUAAUUAUGUGUCAGACUCCCAGAGGGCUCCCAAACUAAUAGGAAGCAUUUCUGUAACCAGCCUGCCACCCACUGGUUCUAAAAUGGAAAUCUCAUUCUACAACCUAUGGCUUCCAUUAGCUGGCCCAGGAAAUACUCGAAAUCAGUAUUCCAAUUAGAGUUGGGUCUCUCGAUUGUGUCAUUUACCAAUUAAAUAACUGAGACAUAAAUCUGGGAACAGAGCCACGAAUCUGCCUUUGAGAUGCUGGCUGAUCUCAAGGCCAUCAGUGAUCUGAGGGGAUAAGCACCCCCGGCCACGCCCCCCCUGAUUAAGCAUGCAGCUGGCAAAGCAUCGCUUCCACUUCUGCCCUCACACAAGCCCCUGCUCUGGCCACCUGUCUGCAGGAGAGGCGGCCCCUGUGCUUGCAAAGCUUGCUUGUCGAGCCCUAGAGUCUUUUCCAAAUGAGUGUUAGAUCUUUAGACGUGGCCCUCAACAGGAAGGAGUCCAAAGAUGAGGCCCCUUCCUGAAUCUAGGAUAACAAGACUGUUGCUAUUUGGAGAGUCAUGUUAGGAUUCAUUAUCGGAGAGCAAUGCAGCAUCAUUAAAAUAAAAACUGUGCCUUUUAAAAAGAAAAAAAUGCAAAUGUACAGCAAAUCCCUAAACUUGAACCAUUUCCUAGUGCCUUGCUAGACAAAUAUAAGGGGGGAGGCAUUUUUGGUGGUGUGUGUGGUUCCUACUGGAUGAGUGUGUGUUUGUUAAUGUCCAAUUUCAAGCAGGAGACGUUGAGCCUAGAAUAGGGCCCGAGGUGGAGGUGCCCACCAAGGGCAGAGGCCAGCCGUUAGCGUUCUUGUCAGUGACACUCCAGAUUAGAAGGGCAGCUGGACAGCUCGUUUAGUCUGGCAUAAAAGGGCCUCGGCAGCCCCUGGGAGAGGGCCCUGUUUGGGAGCCAUGCCUAUAGUCCCCCAUUGCAGCCCCCAGUCAGUACAGAGCACCGGCUGGAUUUCCAAGUCGUCCCACUCCAAGUGGGCGAUGCUAUUCUCGGCGUGACCAGGACUCGUGUGGAAAGCAGGAGCAACAGCAACCAGCCCUCAGCCUUCCCCUCUCUUAUCCUUUGGGUCUCCUUUUGAGUCCGGUUUCCCACACUCAGCAAGGGACAGGCAGGUCCUCAGCACUCUGACGUCUGUCAUUGCUAAGCCCACAUCUGCAGGUGCUGGCAGUUGACAAAGUGUGUAAUAGGAGAUUUAAGGAGAUAAGUUCAUUGCUUAGCUGACCAACUGGCUGAUUGUAAAUACUGUCCACUCAUUGUUCUGGCCUCAUUUUUGAAAUCCAGCUGCCUCAAGGAUUCAGGUUCCUGCUCACACUCCCAGCUGAUGCCCAAAUAAAACAGCCAGGAGCCCAUAGAGAGGCUGUCAUCCAGGUAAGGGGUGAGAAUGUGAGCCCCUUUAUCUCUAAAACCUUUAUCCUGAGCAUGAAGUCACAAAACAAAGGAGUGGCUAGAAAGUAUGACUGUGUGAACCACCAGCAGUCUUUCCAAAGGGGGACUCCAGAAACAUUUCGGCCUACAAAGAGCAUCUUUACUAUGAGUGCAAGGCCUUUGGAGGUGGCUACACGUGCAAGCACAUGUGUGAAAAGCCAUCCCACCUUAUGCUUCCAGUUGGAGCUUUUAACUUUUAAAACAGUCCAGAAACUGUCAGUUCUCCCCUUUAGGGAAAAAUAGCUCAGAGGCAGAAGGGGCUACAUCUGUAGAAGAGAUCUGAUAGUAGAUGUGACAUUAGGUCGAGAAGAGAAAGCAGUUCUUAUUAAAGAUGGGGCAUAUGCAUUCCCAAAGUCCACAUUAUAUUCACUUUUCAAACCUCCUACCCGUUGAUUUCUUUUUCUUCUUAAGAAAUAGGUGAUGUCCUUUAAAGUGGCUUCAUAUUUCUGUGUCUCUCCAUUUUCCUAAUCUCCGGAGUCUCACAAGAGUGGCAAAGCACUUUACAGUAGAAACCGAGACAUCUGGAGCCCUUGCUUCAAUGAUCCUUACUUUGUACAGAUUGGAUGAUCUCAUAAUUCAUAUGAAGCAGUACAUUUUUAAUGUUUUCUGAAGAUUUCUAAGUGUGAGAGAGGGGCAAGGAGUGCAGUUCUGUUCUGGAUUUUUUUUUCUGCUUUUAACUGAUGCCCUUUGUGAAAAUCCAAGUUAUAUUUCAGUUCAAACUUGAUCUUGAGCCAAGGCUCACUGCCACUUACAUUCCAAGUCACAAGGUCCUCUUAACAUUCUCUCCCAAAAUGGCUUUGACUCAGCCAUACGAGACAGCAGGAUCGGGCUCCUGUUUUGUUUGGUCUUGAAGAUGGGUUGGGGACUUCAGGCAGGGACUAUUCGAAAAGUUAGACCAAGAUUCCACAGAGAAAGCUCAAGACUGCCAUCCUGUCUUCUCCUGCCUGGAAGAGUGAGCCUUUGUGAAGAACUGACUUACAUGUACAAUUGUGAUUGUGAUUGUGGUUGAGUAAACCUCCAGACUUUCUGUAA
Molecule: messenger RNA, 5858 nt
Organism: Pteropus alecto (black flying fox)
Lineage: Eukaryota; Metazoa; Chordata; Mammalia; Chiroptera; Pteropodidae
Gene: GALNT10
Product: polypeptide N-acetylgalactosaminyltransferase 10
Exons: 12
Coding region: 1-1812 (603 amino acids)
Cellular component (GO): Golgi apparatus
Source: RefSeq, a predicted model, not a curated record